GCGGUGGGCAGUUUUUGGCGGAAGGGUUGCUUCCGCUUCCGUUCCCGGGACCUAGACCCAGGCUGCUGCCGCUGCCACCGCCUUUGCUGCCAUGACUGCCACCCUGCGCCCCUAUCUCAAUGCAGUACGCGCUACCUUGCAGGCUGCCCUGUGCCUGGAGAACUUCUCAUCUCAGGUGGUGGAGCGGCACAACAAGCCGGAGGUGGAAGUCAGAAGCAGCAAGGAGCUGUUGUUGCAGCCUGUGAUCAUCAGUAGAAACGAGAAAGAGAAAGUCCUGAUUGAAGGGUCCAUCAACUCGGUGCGAGUCAGCAUUGCUGUGAAGCAGGCAGAUGAGAUUGAGAAGAUCCUGUGUCACAAGUUCAUGCGCUUCAUGAUGAUGAGAGCGGAGAACUUCUUCAUUUUACGCCGGAAACCUGUUGAGGGCUAUGACAUCAGCUUCCUGAUCACAAACUUCCAUACAGAACAGAUGUACAAGCACAAGCUGGUAGACUUUGUCAUUCACUUCAUGGAGGAAAUUGACAAGGAAAUCAGUGAGAUGAAGUUGUCUGUCAAUGCCAGGGCUCGUAUUGUCGCAGAGGAGUUCCUCAAGAAUUUCUAGACCAACGGGCUGGAAUCCACAGCUUCGCUUUCUCAUUCUCUCUGCACAGCCACUUCGCUGGGCCUACAGAGAGGGCCGCAGCUCAGGAGUGAGAGAAGAAGCAACAAGACCUGUGGAGGCUGUCCCAGCUAAAUGUACACCAUGCUCGCCUGCGUGCCCAAGGGAGGGAGGGUGCUUUUUAAUAUUUUUGGAACAAAAACUGUGCUUGUUUAAAAAUGGUGUUAUCUUUUUUUAAAUGAUCAUUUGCUGUAAUUUGUCUACUUGCGUCUUCUAGCAGCCAAGUUCUUGUGGGAGAAAGCGUGGGGAGGAGGAUCUGUUGCUCUAGAGGCCCCUCAUCCCAUUGCUGCAGGAAUUCCAGCUUAGUACUGCACUUGCAGUACUAAGCAGUGGGUGACCACUUUGCUCUGCUUCCCUAGCGGUGCAUGGAAGUAUUUGGCUGUCUGUCUGCUGGAGGUAGCAACCUUCCCUGUGGUGCCAAGUCACUUCAAUCUCUAGGGAGAAAGCGUAUGCUUGCAAGUAAACUUUCUACCCACCCACCCCACUUCCAUAGGGACUAGAGCGCUUGAGCACAGUACUGCCUCCUGUCUCUUUACCCUUUCAUUCCCUUCCAUACCUGUGCCAGAGAAAGCUGGGAUGGCAGAAGGGGCUGAGGCCAUGUACCAGCAGCAUGGGACGGAGCUGGAAUCUGUAACGAUUGGUUCUUUUUUGCUAAGGCACUUGCUGUAACUUUCUUACUCCUUAUUAAAGUCUUCCCCCCCCCCC
Messenger RNA from Eublepharis macularius, 1360 nucleotides. It is a transcript of the gene ARPC4, whose product is annotated as actin related protein 2/3 complex subunit 4. Lineage: Eukaryota; Metazoa; Chordata; Lepidosauria; Squamata; Eublepharidae. Bases 92 to 598 code for a protein of 168 amino acids. Gene Ontology annotation, cellular component: Arp2/3 protein complex; actin cytoskeleton. Gene Ontology annotation, molecular function: actin filament binding. Gene Ontology annotation, biological process: actin filament polymerization; Arp2/3 complex-mediated actin nucleation. The record is from RefSeq and is a predicted model, not a curated record. The transcript has 6 exons.